GGCCCAGGUAGGCGGCGGCGGCCUGGCAGGGCAGGUCCCUCCGGCAGCCAGGCUGGAGACUCCCCGGCGGGCGCCGCUAGCGCAGGACGCCUGGGUUCCGCUCGGGGACUCGUGGGUCCCCGCCCUCUCCGUGCCUCAGUUUCCCCCUCUGCGCAGCGGGCUAAGGCGCUCCGCAAAGCGCUAGGGUGCUGGGAUAUUAGAGGCAGGUCCAAUGUAUUUUGCUGAGAUCCAGUGGGCUCUGCUGGACCCCGCUCCAAGGCCCAUCUACAGGGACAUGGUUCCGGAGAACUACGGGACGCUCCUUUCUCGGGAUAGUGGAAUUAUUAACCCAGCCCUGCAGCAGGGAGGCCCCGAGACAGCACAGUCCCAUGGGACGUUACCAGGGAUGAGAUCUGAAGGGAACGUUUACCAGGCCCCAGGCCACGCAGCCACCUGCCAGACCCAGGCCAGGCCAGCAGGAAAGCCAUGGAGCAAAAUGGCUGCCGACAGCGAGGGCCUGAAGAAACUCAAAGAGGGCAGCGCUGCCCUGCAGCGGGUCCAGGCUCUGCCUCUCCCCCAUCCUGGAGGGAGCCAGACCGUGUGCACCCAGUGUGGGGGCAGUUUCAGCCAAAGCCCUGCCCAGCUGCCGCCGCAGCCACCCCAGCUGCGGAUCCCGGCAGCAGAGAGAUUCUACCAGUGCGCUGACUGCGGGAAGAGCUUCUCGGUCAGCUCGCACCUGACCAUCCACCAGCGGAUCCACACGGGGGAGAAGCCCUACCGGUGUGGUGAGUGCGGGAAGAGCUUCAGCCAAAGCUCCACCCUGGUGCUGCAUCGGCGCACCCACACCGGGGAGAAGCCCUACAAGUGCACCGAGUGCGGGCGGAGCUUUGCUGUCAGCUCCCACCUGGCCAAGCACCAGCGCACCCACACGGGAGAGAAGCCCUACCAGUGCCACCACUGCGGGAAGCGGUUCAGCCAGAGCUCCACCCUCAAUCUCCACCAGCGGACCCACACUGGGGAGCGGCCAUACCGCUGCGCCGAGUGCGGACGGGGCUUCUCUGUCAGCUCCCACCUGACCAUCCACCGGCGGAUCCACACGGGGGAAAAGCCCUACCGGUGCGGCGAGUGUGGCAAGAGCUUCCGUCAGCGAUCAGGGCUAAUCACCCACCAGAGAAGCCAUGCAGGUGGGAAGCCCUACAAGUGCACGGAGUGUGGCAAGGGCUUCAGCCAGAGCUCCCACCUGAUGCGCCACCUUGGUACCCACACGGGGGAGAAGCCCUACAAGUGUGGGGCCUGCGCCAAGAGCUUCACCCAGAACUCCAACCUGCUGCAGCACCAGCGCAUGCACACAGGCGAGAAGCCUUACCACUGCCCGCAGUGCGGCAAGCGCUUCUCCUGGAGCUCCAACCUCAUCCAGCACCAGCGCCUCCACACCGGCCAGAAGCCCUUCCAGUGCGCCCAGUGCGGCAAGCGCUUCUGUGAGAGCUCCCGCCUGCUGGAGCACCAGCGCAUUCAUACCGGCGAGAAGCCCUACCGCUGCCUGCAGUGCGCCAAGAGCUUCAGCCGCAGCUCCCACCUCAUCCGCCACCAGCGCAUCCACACCGGUGAGCGCCCCUACAAGUGCACCCAGUGUGGGAAAAGCUUCAGCCAGAGCUCGGCGCUCAUCCUACACCACGGGACCCACGCGGCCAACCCGCUAUGAGCAGCCUGCCAGGGGAGGCAUGGGGGGGAGGGUUUGGUGCACUGUUCGUGCCUUGUUAGAGACCCACGCUGGGAAUAAAGACACGCUGGGCACGUGGGCAAAGGGUUCCCGUGGGAAUGCAACGCUAAUUACGCCUCGGACACAGGUGAGCUCAGGGCUUAUUACACCUGGGAGAAUCCACAGGGGACACGUGGACAAAGGGCUUCUGUGGGAGAUCAAUGCUUAUUAGAUCUUGGAGGAUCAUAUGGGAUGGUGACCGCGGAGACAGGGGAACUCCGUUUGUGACACCUCGGAGAGUUCACGUGAGAUGGUGACCAUGGAUAUGGGGGAGUUCAGCACUUGUGCCACCUCGGAGAGUUCACGUGGGAUGGUGACCAUGGACAUGGGGGAACUCAGUGCUUGUAACACCUUGGAGAGUCCACGUGGGAUGGUGACCGUGGAUAUGGGGGAGCUCAGUGCUUGUAACCUCGGAGAGUCCCUGGGGGGCAGGGGAGGGGAAAGAGACACUUUGCCCACCUGGGGGAAAGAUUCCUUUUGAAUUCACAACGUAUUCCACAUGUCCCAGCAAAGAGAAAUCCGGAGCAGGAAGUUUAAUCAUAGUGGACAUGUCUGCUGUGGAUCUGUGUUGCGCUCGUUGGUACCUUAGCUGCUGACAGAGUGGAAACCAUGGGAGAAAAGUGUAUGCCGGGGGAGGAGGGUGUGUGUGGUUACGCCCAGCAGAGACUCCGCUCGGGGAGAGAUCACUAACCUUGAAGAACAAUAAACUCAAGAAAUUCAACUUC
Messenger RNA from Chelonoidis abingdonii (Abingdon island giant tortoise), 2463 nucleotides. RefSeq lists its product as uncharacterized. Lineage: Eukaryota; Metazoa; Chordata; Testudines; Testudinidae. Gene Ontology annotation, biological process: regulation of transcription by RNA polymerase II. Gene Ontology annotation, molecular function: DNA-binding transcription factor activity, RNA polymerase II-specific; RNA polymerase II cis-regulatory region sequence-specific DNA binding. The record is from RefSeq and is a predicted model, not a curated record.